Messenger RNA from Gadus morhua (Atlantic cod), 727 nucleotides. RefSeq names its product fucose mutarotase. Gene Ontology annotation, molecular function: racemase and epimerase activity, acting on carbohydrates and derivatives; fucose binding. Gene Ontology annotation, biological process: fucose metabolic process. The transcript has 6 exons. Lineage: Eukaryota; Metazoa; Chordata; Actinopteri; Gadiformes; Gadidae. The record is from RefSeq and is a predicted model, not a curated record. Bases 111 to 578 code for a protein of 155 amino acids.
CCCCACUUCCUGGUUCAUCACGACAGCCCUUCCCCCAAAACCGACCAAUCAGCUCUGAGUCCGUGAUCUUCUGUUUUGAACCUCUUCCUCUCUCCACCGCGGCUGUCCCGAUGGUUCUGAAAGGGAUUCCCGCGGUGCUGUCUCCAGAGCUGCUCUACGCUCUCGCUAAGAUGGGCCACGGGGAUGAACUGGUUCUGGCCGAUGUCAACUUCCCGGUGUCUUCUGUGUGCGGUCACGGUCCGAAGGAGAUAAGGGCUGACGGUCUGGGAAUCCCUCUACUUUUAGAAGCCAUUUUGAAACUCUUUCCUCUCGAUACUUAUGUUUCCUGUCCGGCUGCAGUGAUGGCCCUGGUUGAGGCAGACGUCAGGAGCGGUCUGGAAGUCCCUGUAUGGAGACGUUAUGGCCAUCUUGUGAAUCAGGCUUUGCAGAUGCAGAAAUCCCUUGAACAAGUUGAGAGAUUCGCCUUCUAUGAGCGCGCUAAGAAAGCGUUUGCUGUUGUUGCAACCGGUGAGACGUCUAUCUACGGUAACCUGAUCUUGAAGAAGGGCAUCAUCCCGGCCGACCAACUGACGCAGUGAACGAGAAGCGUACGAGAUGAACGCUCCGGCGCAAAGCUGGUCAUCUCUUUCUUUGUUGGUCUGAGGAAGAAUGAUUCGUUGUUGGUUUUUUUGUCUGUAAUUGUAACUGUGAAUUUAUAUCUUUAUAAUAUAGGGAAGAUGCAAUUUGA